Messenger RNA from Balaenoptera ricei (Rice's whale), 5595 nucleotides. RefSeq names its product polypeptide N-acetylgalactosaminyltransferase 13 (gene GALNT13). Gene Ontology annotation, cellular component: Golgi apparatus. NCBI's taxonomy places the organism in Eukaryota, Metazoa, Chordata, Mammalia, Artiodactyla, Balaenopteridae. The transcript has 13 exons. Bases 565 to 2235 code for a protein of 556 amino acids. The record is from RefSeq and is a predicted model, not a curated record.
GGGGGCGAAGUGACCAGGCGGUGGCGGCGUCUCUGCCGAGGUGACAAUGUGCUAGGAGCCCUCGCUCGUUCUCCUGCGCCUCCUCGGCCUCGGCGCCCGCUCUCGCGGAGCCCCUCCAGCCCGCCGCUGCGCUAUGAGGGCGCCUCUCCGGGGCUGGCCGAGGCCGGAGCCGGCUCGCUCUGCUCGCGGGGAAGUGUGAAGAGAGAGGCGCGGGCGGGAAGCGGGGCUGCGCGCGGCGCUCGCGGGCCGGCGCGGGUUCCAGGUGAGCGCGGGCUCCGCGCGCCCCGCACUCGGCGCGGCCGGCUGGCGCCUGCCGGUCUGGGUCGGAGGCUGAAUUCCGUGCGUGGACCGCCGUUCCCUCUUCGCGGGAUCCCUGGCCACGAUAGCAGAUGCAUUUUGUAGGAGUAUUUUGAGGAUGAAUGUUUGCAAAUCAUUUUGAAAUUGCCAAGUGCCACAUACAUGGGAUGCAUCCUGCCUUUAUCCUGGAGUUCACCCCUGUGGCUUGGAUUUAUCACAGUUGUAUCUGUCUUCGAUCUCUGUGUUAACUAAAAAUCAAGGAAAGACAUGAGGAGGUUUGUUUACUGCAAGGUGGUUCUAGCCACUUCACUGAUGUGGGUUCUCGUUGAUGUCUUCUUACUCCUGUACUUCAGUGAAUGUAACAAAUGUGAUGACAAGAAGGAGAGGUCCCUGCUACCUGCCCUCAGGGCUGUUAUUUCAAGAAACCAAGAAGGGCCAGGAGAAAUGGGAAAGGCUGUGCUGAUUCCUAAAGAUGACCAGGAGAAAAUGAAAGAACUGUUUAAAAUCAAUCAGUUUAACCUUAUGGCCAGCGAUUUGAUUGCCCUUAACAGAAGUCUGCCGGAUGUAAGAUUAGAAGGAUGCAAGACAAAGGUCUACCCUGAUGAACUUCCAAAUACAAGUGUAGUCAUUGUAUUUCAUAAUGAAGCUUGGAGCACUCUCCUUAGAACUGUUUACAGUGUUAUAAAUCGUUCUCCACACUAUCUACUCUCUGAGGUCAUCUUGGUAGAUGAUGCCAGUGAAAGAGAUUUUCUCAAGUUGACAUUAGAUAAUUAUGUGAAAAAUUUAGAAGUGCCGGUAAAAAUUAUUAGAAUGGAAGAGCGCUCUGGGUUAAUACGUGCCCGCCUUCGAGGAGCAGCUGCUUCAAAAGGACAGGUCAUAACUUUUCUCGAUGCACACUGUGAAUGCACGUUAGGAUGGUUGGAGCCCUUGCUGGCAAGAAUAAAGGAAGACAGGAAAACAGUUGUAUGCCCCAUCAUUGAUGUGAUUAGUGAUGAUACCUUUGAAUAUAUGGCUGGGUCAGACAUGACUUAUGGGGGUUUUAACUGGAAACUGAAUUUCCGUUGGUAUCCUGUUCCCCAAAGAGAAAUGGAUAGAAGGAAAGGAGACAGAACAUUACCUGUUAGGACCCCUACUAUGGCUGGUGGCCUAUUUUCUAUUGACAGAAACUACUUUGAAGAGAUAGGAACUUACGAUGCAGGAAUGGAUAUCUGGGGUGGAGAGAAUCUUGAAAUGUCUUUUAGGAUUUGGCAAUGUGGAGGCUCAUUGGAGAUUGUGACUUGCUCCCACGUGGGUCACGUUUUUCGGAAGGCAACUCCAUACACUUUCCCUGGUGGCACUGGUCACGUCAUCAACAAGAACAACAGGAGACUGGCAGAAGUUUGGAUGGAUGAAUUUAAAGAUUUCUUUUAUAUCAUAUCCCCAGGUGUUGUCAAAGUGGAUUAUGGAGAUGUGUCAGUCAGAAGAACACUAAGAGAAAAUCUGAACUGUAAGCCCUUUUCUUGGUACCUUGAAAACAUCUAUCCGGACUCCCAGAUCCCAAGACGUUAUUACUCACUUGGCGAGAUAAGAAAUGUUGAAACAAAUCAAUGUUUAGACAACAUGGGCCGCAAGGAAAAUGAAAAAGUGGGUAUAUUCAACUGUCAUGGUAUGGGAGGAAAUCAGGUAUUUUCUUAUACUGCUGACAAAGAAAUCAGAACCGAUGACUUGUGCUUGGAUGUGUCUAGACUCAAUGGACCUGUAAUCAUGUUAAAAUGCCACCACAUGAGAGGAAAUCAGUUAUGGGAGUAUGAUGCUGAGAGACUCACCUUGAGACAUGUUAACAGUAAUCAAUGUCUAGAUGAACCUUCUGAAGAAGAUAAAAUGGUGCCUACCAUGCAGGACUGUAGUGGAAGCAGAUCUCAACAAUGGCUGCUAAGGAACAUGACUCUGGGGGCAUGAAGACCAUUUCCCCUAAGCCAUGAAAGUGUCUACACUUAUGCUUUUCCAUUAUUUCAAUUAGGAAAAAAUAUUAACUUUGUUGAAUUGAAAGUUUUAAAAUCCUUUUAGUAUUCUAAAACACAGUUGUUUAUAAUUCAUUUUUAGGAAUGUUUGCUUAUUUCCCUACUAAAAUUUGUAUCUGAUUAAAAAGCACACAGACAGAAUAAAUAACAGCAAACAGUUAUUAAACAUCAGAACAACUUGAAAAACAAAUUGUGUUUGCUUUUCAAAAAAAAAUUAUUGCCAUCAUGUCACAGGAUUAGUUUGGGGGGGGGGGUAUUUUUAUUUUUUUCUUAUAAUGUGGAAAAAGGGACAACGUAAAUGCCUUAUAAAAUAACUUCAUUAUGAAAUGUUAUAAAUUGUUUUAUAAACUCUGUUUCUACUGGACCUUCAUGGAAACAUGUUGAAUUUCUAUGUCAACAGCAAGGCCAUACACUGAAUUACUUCUGAGCAAUGAAUUUGUUGCUCAAAAAUCAGUUCCAAAUUUUGUACCAGGAAAAAACUUAAAUUGGAUAUUGACAUCUCAUAGAGUUCUUAUAAAAACAUCACAUUUAAACAAAAAAGUGGAGGAGAAUUUGAAAAUUCAAUUUAAAGUACAUGAAAUCAGAAGAAACUAGCUAGUCAUUGAGGGGAGCAAAAUGAAGCUAAAAAACAAUUGAAACAUUUUAAAAAGAUAUUCUGUUUGGGUUGCAAUCACUUCUAACACAGGCUGAGUGUAACAAUCAGCUUGGUCCCAGAAUUGAUGUGGGAAACUCAAUUUUCAACCACUUUGUCUCAUAAACUAUACAGUUGUUUCUCUCUUCACUCUAGAGACUGGGACUUGUCACUUAGGCUAAACAGAAUUGUAGGUGAAGGGUAGAGUAUUAGCCCUAAUUUUUAAUUCUUUGGCAUUUAGGAUUUUAGUUAAGUCACUGUGACUACUUUAUUUUUAUAUUUAAAUAAAAUAAUGCAUUACUAUCAGAAUUUCAUUGCUAUGCCAGAAUAUCGAAAGUUUUCAUCACUGGGGGAAUGAACUCAAUAUAUAUCCAUUAAACUUUUAUUUUAACUGAAAUGCUAGAUAUCAUUUGCCAUAAAUUAUGACUCAAGGAACACAGUCAUAAUUAGGCUACCUUCACAUGUUCUUUUUCCAUCUUAAAGCACUCUGUGUUCAAAAUACAUAAGUAGAAAACAUGAAAAAAAAGAAAAAUCUGUGACACCAUUUGACACCAUUUAAAAUGCCCAUAAACUUGCUCUACAUACGUAUUUUAUUCAUUGUAAAUGCACUCAGCAGCUAAGAGAAAUUUUAGGCAGAGGGUGGUGGGGGAAUGGAAGACGUGACCUCUAGAGUAGAGGAUGUCAUAUCGUUGGCUCUCAUCCUUUCUUUAAAAGCUCUAAUAGAAAAUAUUAAUCAGUUUGAUCAGGUUGGCUACAGGCAAUCUCUCUCUCUCUCUCUCUCUCUCUCUCUCACUCACACACACACACACACACACACACACACACGGAACUCACUUUCUAAAAGCUAGUAAUAUCGUGUACGAUUUUCUCAGCUAGCAUUCCUUCCUUUUUUGGCUUUAAACUGGUAUAACUCUAAGGAAGAAUUAUACUACAUGGAGCAUUUCAGGUUUAUUCCUUAAAGUGUAGACAUCCCUCACCUCAAAGUCUCUGAGAAUACCUGAAUUUUUUUCCAUCUUUAAAACCCUUUGCGUUCAAAAUACAUGAGCAGAAGACAUGAAAAGGAAGAAAAAUCUAUCCGUGAAAUUUGUGCUGAUAUGUUUUAAAUUUAUUUAAAUUUAAAAUUAUAAACAAAAUUUUAAUGUCAGGGCAUUUUUUUCUGACGAGAGAAUCCAUUGCUUACAGCAAACUUCUAAGGAAGCUGUGACUCCUAAGAGCUAGUAAACCACUGCCGUAAAUUGACAGUGGUCUCACAAGUCAACUGAGGUCUGACUUGACAAUCACAUUUUCCAUUUUAACUCUCUUCUUCCCUCUUUUCCUCUUGUCCUGACUAAAAUAUGACAAAAUGUCCCUGCAAGGCAUUCUUCCUUAAAUUUAAAAAGCUUAAACACUCAAGAACUCUUUUAUACAAUCUGUUUCACUUAUUAUGGACUUGUCAAUCAAAAUGCAUAUGUUAUCUAGUGAAGAGUCAAUGACAAGUUUUUAAAAAUAUAGCUACUCCACUGAAACUGAAUUUGACACAUUUUGGAAGCAUUUUAAGUAUCUGAAAGUUCAUUAUGGUCAUAGCAAAAAUACAGGAAAUAUGAAAACUGCCUGAGCUUGAAUGCCAGAGAAGAAUUUUCAAAGAAUCCUCAUAUGGUUUCAGCAAAUGCUGUGUCUAACAAACAAAAAAAAAUAUUAAAUAUUACAAACCACCAAAAACUAAUGACUAAUUAAAUUUUCUUUUCAAAAAUACUGUAUUCAAUACAGAAAAUUAAAAUCAUGAGUGGAUUCACAAUGCAUUCAUCUAAUACACUCCUUGUCUAUGGAGCUAGACUAAUAAAUAUUUCAAAUGACUUGAAUCUUCCUCAUCUGAGGUCUUCCCCAUUGAAGUUAAUGUCAACUCCAGGCUUCCAGAUGCUCAGAUCAAAACCCUAGAGUCACUUUUGACUCCUCUCUUUCUCUCUCAACUUUAAUUCAUCAGCAAAUUCCCUUGAUUCGGUAUCUGAAAUAUAACCAUAAACCAACGACUUGGCACCACAUCCACUGUGUCACUACCUGUAACCUUUUAAAUUGAAAUAUGCAUAUAAUUUGGUUUCCUAAUUUCCCAAUCCUUGCCCCUAAUUGUUUUUUUUCAAUACAACAGCCAAAGUCAUUCUGUUAAACAUAAAUUUGAUUGUUUCACUUCUCUGCUCACAACCCUGUGACUUCAUGUUUCUCCAACCAAACUUCUUACAGGGGUCCUCAAGGUCCUUCAUGAAUAACAUCCCUCUACACACACACACACACACACAUUUCUGACUGCCCCUUACUUAUUCUACUGUGACUGCCAAGCAAAUUUCUGUCUUAAUGUUUUGUUCUCUUGCCCAACAGAACUCUCACUCAUUUCCUUUAUGUCUCUGUUCAAAUACCUCAUCAGUAAGGCAAACUCUUCUCCCUCCUGCCCUCUCUAUUCCUUGUACACUCUUUGACAAACUACAAAUUUGCUUCUUUAUAUUUUGUCUAUCAUUCUACCUCCUCACCCCCCAACAUCCCCAUCUCACACCCUAGAAUGUAAGCCUCCUAAAACCCUGCACUUUGUUAGUUUUAUUCACUGUGAUAUUCCCGGUAGAGUUCUUGGCACAUGGUAAAUAUUCUUUAAACAUUUAUUGAAUUAAUGAACUGAAAAAUGUGUGUUAAAUUUGCUAAGUG